This is a messenger RNA of Jatropha curcas, 621 nucleotides long. Lineage: Eukaryota; Viridiplantae; Streptophyta; Magnoliopsida; Malpighiales; Euphorbiaceae. The record is from RefSeq and is a predicted model, not a curated record.
AUGCCUUUUGAUUUACUUCGGCGUGUUUUGGUUUUGUAUCUACAACACUGCUCAGUGGCCACUAACACCGAGUUUGUCAGCUUAUCAAACACUCGCAUUGGCUCGAUUGACAUUAGAGUUAUGGGCCGCUCCGUGUAUGCUCACCUAGCUGGCUACACCAUCGUCUUCACUCGGACCCUCUCUAACGCCCAACCUCUCGUUCACACUGGGGCCAACCUUGCUCAAUCUCUUAUUGUCGUUGCCUCUCAAUCUAAUGUCAUUUUUUCCACCGUCGGCUUUCCUUUCCACAUCCGUCAAGUCCUACUGGAUUCCACCAUUGGAGCUCUCCAAAGUCUUCGCAUUGGUGGAAUUCUUGGCAUGACCACAUUCGAUCCCUUCCUCGCCUCAGAGAUUUCUGAUGUGGCAUUUGCCAAAAAUUACCACUCCAUUGAUGCUCCAGUUUCUAGAGGUGACCGUGGUGAUAAGAACAAAACCCAUGCAAUAUUUGCAGGAGGGGAUAAAGUAGUCAUUGAUCGCUUGAAUCCCCUGUUUGUUCUCAUGGGAAAGGUUAAUUACAUGGGUGCUCCUGGCAAAGGCCAAUUGGCGAAGCUAACAAAUCAAAUUGCCAUAUCCUCUCACUAG